This is a messenger RNA of Epinephelus fuscoguttatus (brown-marbled grouper), 4403 nucleotides long. RefSeq names its product caudal type homeobox 1a (gene cdx1a). The record is from RefSeq and is a predicted model, not a curated record. Gene Ontology annotation, biological process: embryo development; animal organ morphogenesis; anterior/posterior axis specification. NCBI's taxonomy places the organism in Eukaryota, Metazoa, Chordata, Actinopteri, Perciformes, Serranidae. The transcript is spliced from 3 exons. Gene Ontology annotation, molecular function: DNA-binding transcription factor activity, RNA polymerase II-specific; RNA polymerase II transcription regulatory region sequence-specific DNA binding. Gene Ontology annotation, cellular component: nucleus. Bases 2033 to 2713 code for a protein of 226 amino acids.
AGCACUUUUCUCUCCAUUAACAUGUGCCUGUCUCAUGCUAACAGCUGAUGGCUGUUAUGGCAGAUAAUGACUGUUCUGACCAACGUGCCAGCAUGAAUCUUUUAUGAAUGUUCGGCCGACUCAGAUGCAGAAGACAAGCUCAACAUAUAGAAAACACAGUGUACUUCAUUCAUGACAUUUUGAGUGAAAAAUAUGCUCAUACUGAUCAUACGUUUGGAAACUAUAAGUCUGUAACUCUGAGAGACUCCAGUUGUGGUGAAUUACCUGCUAGUAUUCAGUUUUUUGCUGCCCUCGUGUGGCUGUUUUAAGCAGGGACAUAGUGGAUAAUAAACUUAUAAAACUUUACCAUGACUUUAAACUUGAUUAUAAUAACACAAUAACAUAACAUAAUAAAUUAUAACACAUUUGUAGCUAACUAUACAUUACAGAAAGUAGUGAGGAUAUGUUGUUUUUCAGAUGGAAAUCAUAAAAAUCAACAAUUACAAGCUCAUUUUUUGCAUGUUUCCUCUGGGUUCCUCACCUCACUGUCCCCUAAAUAAUAACAUCAUAAAAUCAGAUCAAAUUUGUCUUCCUGCAUUCUGAACUAUUAACCUUAGGAAAAAUACCUUACUGAACGGAACUGUCUGUUAGGAGAAUAAAAAGAGGAAGCUGUGUUGUUUUUUGAUAUCUUUUGUUUAAAAAUAACAGCCAAUGGGAGAGAAGCAUGUUAGAGGAACCACUAAUUUGUGCUUAGCACUUGUUGUUGAUGAGCAUGCAGUACAUUGUGUCUUCUUACUGGGGAAAUGUAACUGAUUACCUUUACAAAAGUACAGCUAUGAUACACUUGUGCUUUACUUGCAUCUUCCCAUGUUAUGCCUCUUCUCUUUGUAUUUCUACUCCACUACAUUUCGCAGGCAAAUAUUAGGCCUUUUCAAACAUCUGUCUGGCGGGGCCAGUUCCUGCUUUAUACAUUUACAUUUGACAUUUCAAAUAUAGUUUAGCUUGGAAAAUAUGUCACUUUAAACCACUGAUCUGUAUAUGAAUUCAUUAAGGUUAGUUUAACCUCAAUAUAGCUGCAGCAAGAGGAAACUGCGUCCAUGUGUCAAUGUGUCAGUUACGAUAAUCUGAUAACAAAAAUACUUUCAUGCAAUAUACUUUAUAUAACUGACAGGCGCCCUAUGUCUACCAUAUCAUCAUGUUCUCUGUAAUAAUUCUGGGAACUUAAGGGGGUUGUAUGACAUCAAAAUGUGUUUAUACUUUACAAAUACACAUAUAUUUCACAUGUUGGGUUUCUUAAGGUUGGUUAAGAUACUUCUUUAGUAUGAAUAUUUUAAAUUUUAACUCUUUUUAAGCCAAAAAAAAAAAGAAAGAAAUGUUUCCAAAAAUUAUUGCACAUAUUUCACAAUGUUGUAAAAAAAAUGAUAAUAAAAAAUGUAAGAAGAUAACAUUUAUAGAAAAUACAACUCAAAAGUUAAAUAAUAUGAUAAAUGUGCAAAUUAGUAUACGGGGCAAUAUGGACUCAUGACCUCAACAUUUAUGAAAUACCUUCUGACCUGCCUAAUGAAUACUUUCACUUUUCAUUUUGCUUAUAAUAUUCAUGAGGUACAAUUGUGAAUAUGCUUUUCAUUGUUGGUAAAAAAAAAUAUAUUACCACCACUGAGCCUGCUCAUAUCUCUAUUUACAAUCUCUAUGCUGAAUAUCACAUGAUGUGCGUGCACAUGUAGGCUACACCUCACGCACACCUUACAUGAUGGCCCUAUCAGAAUGAUCCACCAGGGCAGGAUGGGUAAACCUAGGUCAAUGCCCUCACGUCGCCAAGACGAGCGGGCAGGUGGGUCUCAGGUAAAAGGUGACGUCACUAUGAUACUUUUGAACUCCUCGGCAGUAAAUCUAUAAAGGUGUGUGUAGUCUUAGUGCACAGGUAGCCGAACCUUAGACUGAAGUGAAAGCAGAGCCUGCUGGGAGUAAACAAGGAGGCCUAUCAUGCGCCCGGUAGUUUGAUUCACCGAGGUCUACCUGAGAGUCACCCUACCUGUCGCACGAGGACACCGGUAUGUACCCCAACUCACAGUCGGCCAGACACCCGGCUCAAACGCUGUCACUGAACAGUCAGUACUUCCCGCCUCCGUAUGACUACACCAGUUACCAUCACGUGCCGGGAGUCGGUGACCCGUCGACAAGCGCCUGGAACUCCGUCUACGCUCCCCGGGAGGAGUAUCCGUACAGCUUCCCGGGGUCAAGCCCCAGCGCCGGGCAGGUCAGCUUCUGCUCCCCGGAGCUGAGCGGCACGCCCACCGCCGCUGGAGGAGGGUCGUUCACGCCAUACAACUUCAUCGCCGGACAGGACCCCUUCAGCUCCAGGAGGAAGCCACAUGAGCCCAUCAGACCAUCCGCCACAGGAGCAAAGACUCGCACUAAGGACAAGUACAGGGUUGUGUACACUGACCAGCAACGCCUGGAGCUGGAGAAGGAGUUUCAGUACAACCGCUACAUCACCAUGAGGAGGAAGACUGAGCUGUCGAUGGCACUGAGCCUUUCUGAGAGACAGGUGAAGAUCUGGUUUCAGAACAGACGUGCCAAAGAGAGGAAGAUAAACCGGAAGAAGCUGCAGCAUUCUCAGCAGGCCUCCACAACUACACCCACCCCGCCUGCACUGUGCGGACCCACUGACACCCACAUCACCACCAGCCCCAGCAGCAACAUUUUGUCCGACACAGUAUCAGAGGAGUACUAGGUGGAUUUCACAUGGAAGACUGACACAGCGUGAAAUAUGUACAUAGCAUGUUUUGUUUUUAUAAGUUUACCGCAGAAUGAAUGGUGAUGAUGAUUCACAUCAACAUGAUGUCAUAAUGCUGCACUUCCUGCCUUUCACAAUGAGAAGCACUACAUAUCUGUCGCACUGAUCAUCCCUGGUGAGCGUUUGCCAAUUACAGGACUUUAAUGUGUUAAUAUGGAUCAUUUUCAGCACAAGGAUAUUGAUUGUAAGGACAAAGAUUCACUUGAUAACUUCUCACCUGUCAAAUUUCAUUAAGAAUUGUUGGUUAAAGCCACAAUGAAAAAGCAUUUCAGUCCUUCUCUCUUUAUCAGGAUGUUGAAUUUUGUCUUAAUCAUGGUUGAUAAUCUGUGGUCAAAUAUGUAUGCAUUAAUAUGAAAAUAGGCCUAAACUUGCCCCCCUAAUGAUUAGGGGUCAGCAACCUUUAACAUGGGCGGCACUGUGGUGCAGUGGUUAGUAGGGCUGCAACGAUUAGUCGACUAAUUGAUGACUAAUCGACUAUUAAAAUAAUCUGUGACUAUUUUAGUAGUCGACUAAUCGGUUUGAGUCAUUUUUCAUAGAAAAGUACUAUAAAAGUACCCCAAAAUACUCUUAUUGCAGCUUCUUACGUUCAGAUAUUGGCAGCUUUACACACUCUCCCAUGACAGUGAACUAAAACCUUUUGGCGUGAGUAUGAAACAAGACAUUAGAUGACAUAAUUUUGGGGUUUGGAAGAGACAGACUGACAUUUUUCAACAUUUUAACCCAUUUUUUCGAUAAAAUGAUUAGUCGACUAAUCGAAGAAAUAAUCGACAGAUGAGUCGACAAUAAAAACAAUCGUUAGUUGCAGCCCUAGUGGUUAGCACUGUCACCUCACAGCAAGAGGGUUCCUGUUUCAAACCCAGGGUGGGGGAGCAGAGUCUGUGCGUUUCGAGUUUGCAUGUUCUCACCGUGUCAGCGUGGGUGCUCUCCAGGUGCUCCGGCUUCCUCCCACAGUCCAAAGACAUGCAGGUUAAUUGGUGACUCUAAAUUGCCCGUAGGUGUGAAUGUGAGUGUGAAUGGUUGUCUGUCUCUAUGUGCUGGCCCUGCCAGGCGUGUGUUGGCCCUGUGCCUGGACCCUGUAUCCUGCCUCUCGCCCAAUGUUGGCUGGGAUAGGCUCCAGCAACCCCCAACGUGAUAAGCGGUUAUGGAAAUGAACAAACUUUUAAAUGUAAAGAGGGGGGUAACAUAUCUAGAGUCACAAAACACAUUUGUGCCUUAUAAAUAAGGUGACACAGCCUAAUUCGCCUGACUGACCAUUCAUUAAUAUGUUUUAUGGCAAAGUCAUGACUCUGCAGUGGGCUAUUCAUGAUUAUUUGGUGCUUAAACUUUGACACCAGCAAUGACACCAACACAUCUGUCCAUGUCCAUUUUACCACUAAGGCUUUUCCUCUUUUGGAUUUGGAAUCAAUAGGUAGCCUAGUAGGGAGACUGAGGACUGCUUUUGAGAUUUGCCAAUUUAGAAGAAAAAGCACCAGGCCAGAGACUUAUGAUGCACAUUUUAGCUGACAAAAUCUUAAAACAUUUUUUUAAUUCAGUGUAAAGGCCACACAUUUUUACAACUGGAGAAAAUCAAAGUCACUUAAGGCCUACAACAAUGAUAACUGAAAAUUAAAAUGUUUAAAAGAAAUAA